Messenger RNA from Galeopterus variegatus (Sunda flying lemur), 642 nucleotides. RefSeq names its product UDP-GlcNAc:betaGal beta-1,3-N-acetylglucosaminyltransferase 6 (core 3 synthase) (gene B3GNT6). The record is from RefSeq and is a predicted model, not a curated record. Gene Ontology annotation, molecular function: hexosyltransferase activity. Gene Ontology annotation, cellular component: membrane. Lineage: Eukaryota; Metazoa; Chordata; Mammalia; Dermoptera; Cynocephalidae.
AUGCCCCGAGGUCCCCACAUAAGUGGGAAGGCCCCACCGAAGCUCCCGUGGCCGCCACGCAGCCGUCGGCGCUCAACCCGGGGCCCCCCGUGCGUGGCCAACGCCUCGGUGAACACCAUGGCUGACUUUGACGCAGAAGACAUCUUCGUGCACACAGCCAACGUGCUCCGCUUCCUGGGGGCACAGCUGCCCGGCGGCCACCUCUUCGUCAGAGAGCUCAUGUAAAGCACCGUGCCUGUCCGCGACAGCUGGAGCAAGUACUUUGUGCCCAGCAAGUACUUUGUGCCUCCGCAGCUCUUCCCUGGGCGGGAAUAUCCAGUGUACUGCAGCGGCUGCGGCUUCCUGCUGUCCAGCCACACGGCCCGGACCCUGCGCACGGCUGCACGCCACACCCCGCUCUUCCCCAUCGACGACGCCUACAUGGGUAUGUGUCUGCAGCGUGCCGGCCUGGUGCCCAGCGUGCACAAGGGCAUCUGGCCCCACGGCGUGCAGCUACCCGGCUCCCAGCAGCCCCCCUUCAACCCCUGCGUCUACCGCGAGCUGCUCCUCGUGCACCACUUCGCGCCGUACGAGAUGCUCCUCAUGUGGAAAGCACUGCAUGACCCUGCACUGAGCUGUGGCUGGACACGCAGGGUCUCCUAA